Molecule: messenger RNA, 2340 nt
Organism: Pistacia vera
Lineage: Eukaryota; Viridiplantae; Streptophyta; Magnoliopsida; Sapindales; Anacardiaceae
Product: casein kinase 1-like protein 6
Exons: 14
Coding region: 646-2025 (459 amino acids)
Biological process (GO): signal transduction; endocytosis; peptidyl-serine phosphorylation
Cellular component (GO): nucleus; cytoplasm
Molecular function (GO): protein serine/threonine kinase activity; ATP binding
Source: RefSeq, a predicted model, not a curated record
CUUUUCCAUCAUCUCCUCCUCCUCAUUCUCAUCUCUCUCUCUUCAACACGUCUUCCUGUUUUUUCAUAACACUUUCUUUGUUUCCUCUUUCUCUUUUCUCUUUUCUUUUUUUAUCUUUUAAUUAUUAAUUAUAAAACAAAACUUGUUUUUGUUCUUUUUGUCUUCCUACAUUUUAAAUUUCGAUUAUCGUCUCGAUUUUUGUUUUACUUGCAUCUGCAAUUGAGUUUCUGGUCAAUGCGGCUCGAUUUCUUCUAAAAAUUAGGGUUUCCAUUUUCGAUUAUCAUUUCAAGAUUUGGGGGCUAUGGUUGCAAGUAAUGUAGUUAAUGAAACUGUUUUUUGUUUUUUAGUUUUCUGAUAAUAACUUUACCCUCAUUUUGGGUAUUCGAUUGGGUUUUUUUUAUUCUCAUUUUUGGGUAUUCUUUUCAAUUUGAUGUUAAUAAAUUGCUCAUAUUUCAAUAUUUGAUUAUCAAUUUGGUAUAAGAUCGAUUAUAGUGGAGAUCUUUUGACCUGUGAGCGUGAUAAUUUGGUAAAUCUAUUGAUUAUCGUCAAAUUGACCCCAAAUCUGGGUUAAAAAAAGCUAAAAAUCUGCGUCGAGAACCGCUGGAUUGAGCUAUUGCUGUGAGGUUUAUUGAAGAGAGAUUGAAGAUGGACCAUGUGAUUGGGGGCAAGUUUAAGCUUGGGAGGAAGAUUGGGAGUGGCUCUUUUGGAGAACUCUAUUUAGGUGUCAAUAUUCAAACUGGAGAAGAAAUUGCUGUUAAACUGGAACCUGUGAAGACCAAGCAUCCACAGCUUCAUUAUGAGUCAAAAUUGUACAUGCUUCUUCAAGGAGGAACGGGAAUUCCCCACCUCAAGUGGUUUGGAGUUGAGGGGGACUACAAUAUCAUGGUUAUUGACCUGCUUGGCCCGAGUUUGGAAGAUCUGUUCAACUAUUGCAAUAGGAAGUUCACUUUGAAAACAGUGUUGAUGCUUGCUGAUCAAUUGAUUAAUAGAGUGGAAUACAUGCAUUCAAGAGGUUUUCUUCACCGUGAUAUAAAGCCUGACAACUUCUUAAUGGGCCUAGGCCGCAAAGCGAAUCAGGUUUAUAUCAUUGACUAUGGCCUUGCGAAAAAGUAUAGGGAUCUUCAGACUCACAAGCACAUCCCAUACAGGGAAAAUAAGAAUCUCACUGGCACAGCUCGCUAUGCAAGUGUCAACACUCACCUUGGUGUUGAGCAAAGCCGAAGGGAUGAUUUGGAGUCCCUUGGUUAUGUCCUUAUGUAUUUCCUUAGAGGAAGUCUUCCUUGGCAAGGACUAAAAGCUGGCACUAAAAAGCAAAAAUACGAUAAGAUCAGUGAAAAGAAGGUGUCAACUCCGAUAGAGGUGCUUUGUAAAUCAUACCCAUCUGAGUUUGUUUCAUACUUUCACUACUGUCGGUCAUUGCGGUUUGAGGACAAACCAGAUUAUUCAUAUUUGAAGAGGCUUUUCCGAGACUUAUUUAUUCGAGAAGGGUUUCAGUUUGACUAUGUAUUUGAUUGGACUGUAUUAAAGUACCCUCAGAUUGGUUCCAGCUCUAGAGGAAGGCAUAUCAGUGGGAAGGCAGCUGUAGCUCCAGGACCGUCUGCAGAAAAACCAGAAAGGAUAUCAGUUGGGAAAGAGAUCCGAGACAGAUUCUCUGGUGCAGUUGAAGCAUUUUCCAGAAAAAAUACAUCUGGUACUCCUCACCGUGAACAUACAAGACACAAGACAUCAGAGGACAUACCUUCAUCCAAGCAUGUGAAUCCUGAUACUGAUAAAGUACGAAGUUCCUCUCGAUAUGGGAGCACUUCAAGAAAGGCUAUCAUCUCAAGCAGUAAGCCAAGUUCAUCUGGUGAAUUCAGUGAGUCCCGCUCUAGCCGAUUAGUCUCAAGCAGUGGUCGAUUGUCAACCACGCAAAGGACCCAACCUGGAUAUGAGUCCAGACAAUCUUCUUUCUCCCGUACUGCAGGCGGUAGAAGCAACCGUGAUGAUCCACUUCGGAGUUUUGAGAUGCUCUCAAUCAGGAAAUGAUGAGUAAAUGAUUGUGAGAAGAUAUUGCAUAAGCAUGUAUGAGUACUCUUCCAAGUGAAGAAAUCAAAUCUUACGGGUUAUAUUCUCACUUUUGUACAUGGGAUAUUACCUAAUCAAUGCCAUAACAUUUUCAUUCAUACCACUUUUCCUACUUCCCCUUUCCUUCUUUCGUUCAAUUUUUAUUUUUUGGCACCCGGGAGCUUCAGGCAGGCCAUUGUAACGUGUUCUAGACAAAUCUAUGAAAGAGGAAUUUCUGUAAUGGAAUUUUAUUUAUAAAUGAGACUUGAGUAGUUGUAAUAAAUACUGUUUUUUAUA